AUGCUGCAUGGGCUGGACCUGCUGCGCAAGCAGUACAUCAAGUAUGCGGCUACGGCAGGCCAGGGCCACUCCCCUGAAGACACGAUCAAGGCACUUGCAGAGAAGCUUGAGGACCCGGCUGGUGCGCGCGAGGACCGCCGUGCGGCCCUUCUCUCGCUCAAGUCCCUCGUGCGAAACCACGCAGACCUCGUGAGUGCGCACGCCCUCGUGCCACUGGUUCGGUGGAUCCAGGUAGGUGAGAAGGACGAAGACAUGCUCCGCUCCGCAGUCGAGUGCUGCCUGGCGCUCUGCCAGGUGCCUGAAGACCCUAAGGGCCGCGCGCGUGCCUUGGACAACAUGGCUCGUCUGCUCGCCGAGAAGGACUCGCUCCUGGCGCUAUUGUCUCUCCUCUCGACGGAUCACUCAUUCUACACACGCUUCGGUGCGCUGCAGUGGCUUGUGUGUAUUACCGAACACCGCCGUGCAGAGGUGCAAGAGUACGUGCUCACCGCGCCUGGCGGCUGCAGUGCUGUGCUACAGUGCCUGGAGGCUGCGCCCUCGUCGAGCACAGAGAUUAUCCGCAAUGAGGCCUUGCUGCUUCUUCCCCAGCUCGUGAAAGACAGCGUGGAUAUUCAGAAGAUCGUUGCCUUUGAGGGUGUCUUUGAGCGUCUCCUGGACAUCGUCGCCCAGGAGGGCCGCAUCGAGGGCGGUGUCGUGGUGCAGGACGCACUCGAGGGUCUUGAGGCGCUUCUUCUUCACAAUGUCUCGAACCAAAACUACUUCCGCGAGACGCUGAGCAUACCCCUUCUCGCACCGCUCCUAUUCUACCCGCCGCCCCUGCCGCCCCAGGCGCCCGAGGGAGCCGCGCAUGAGCGCACGCAGCAUGUGCAGGCAUUCCUACUACAAGAGUGGGACGAACAGAAGCUUAUCAAUGCGCAGAUUCUCAUGCGCUGCAUCGGGCACUUGGUCGAUGGCCAGGGCGAGGGCCACCGCGCAAACCAGUGGGCGAUGUGCAACGCUGGCCUCGUGGAAGCUCUGGUCCAGCUGGUGCUGGCAAGUUUGGCACCGCCUGUGCUCAAGGCGCAUGCUUUGCACGUACUGGCAGCCCUAUUGCACGGCUCGCGCCCCGUGCAGGACCUGAUGAGCAACAUGGUCGUUACUCCCGUGGCGCUGAUCCAGCAUCCCGAACCCGGCGAGGGCCAGCCACCGAUGGAGCUGUCGUGGCAGGCUCCCCAGCCAGCGAUGCUCUCCCUGAUUGCGCUGGUGCUACGGGGACCUGGCAGCGCCUCGGACGACCAGCUGUCGCUCGCGGUGCGCUGUGCUGCCCUCCAUGCCUUUGAGGCACUCGUCGAGCAAAACAUGGAUGUGCGCAUGACGCUGUGGCAUGCCUUUGUGGCUGCGCCUCUUCCUGAACAGACUCACGGCAACGCGUCGCAAAUUCUCCUCGACUCGGUGGUGCAUCUGCCUACGACGUCGCUGGUAUCGCAUGCCAAGACCUCAGCGUUUGACCCGUACCGUUAUCUGUUUGCAUCGACGCUGCUGAGCUACCUGCUGCAGGGCAGCGACACAUCCAAGGAGUUUGCGCGACGAGUGCGCCUCAAUGACGAGGGCCGUUGUGUCGCUGACGCCACGGUGCCGACGACCGAUGAUGACGAGCCUGCCACGCUGAUCCAUGUGGUCGUGGGCAACCUGGCCAUGGCGCUGCGCGAGCACGGGGAGGCCGUGCGCCGUGAGCGCGCCGCGCAAGCUGGUCUGCCCAACAGUUCCGAGGACUGGACCAAGAUCAUCGUGGGCUACCUUGUCCUCCUGAGCCUGUGGCUGUGGCAUAGCCCGCCGAGCAUCCAGGACUUUGUUUCCGAGAGCGCCAACCUGCAGGUGCUGGUGCAGCCAGCGGCGCAAACGACCGGUGUAGACCCCCUCAUCCAGGGCCUCUCGGCGUUUGUGCUCGGCACUGCGUACGAGUUCCAUACGGCGACGGACAGCGAUGUGCCCGAGGGUGCACUCACGCGCCAAACCAUGCAUCCUAUCCUGCAUACACGUAUCGGCGCUGACCAGUUCAGCACACGUAUUCUCUGCGUGAAGAGCGAUCCGCGUUUUGCGUCGUGCACGCCUGACGUGCUGGAGAGUGUCCUUACGGAAUCGCACUCGUCGAUUUGGUUCACGUGGUCGUUCGUCGAGUUCUGGAAGGACAAUUAUGUGCGCGUGCAAAAGUCCAUCCUCGUUGACCCAAGCAAAUCCUCGGCAUUGGAGGCUGAGGCACCUGCCGAGCUCUUGGAUGCGCGGCAGCGCAUCCUGCUGCUGCAGACGGAGCUUGCACGCGCGCAAGCCGAGGCCGCCCUUGUCGAGGGCCUCCGUGCUGACCUUGCCAAGGCGCGGGAGGCCGCAGAGCUGGCCCACCAGGAGCGUCAGGCAGCCAAUGUCGCCCAUGAUGCCUCGAAGAAGGAGCUCGAAGCGGCCCAUGCCGCCCAUUCUGCGGCCCAGAAAGAGGGAGAUGCACGCUAUGCUACGGCCCAGGCCGAGCUCCAGCACGUGCGGGAAGAUCUGCGGAACACCCAGGCUCAGUUGGACGCGGCUCUGCAAGAGGCCCAGCGCGCUCCCGUGGCCGAGGCGCCUCCGGCAGCGCCCGUGGAAGACGCCAUCACAGUGCGGGCCCUGGAGGCCACGCGUGAAGAGCUGGCUGCCGCUCAGACGCACGCUGCGCAUCUGGAGGAGGCCAUCGAAGGCAAGUCGGAACUGAUCCAAGCCUUGGAGGCCCAGCUCGCCGCGGCAGAUCGUGCCGCGCAAGAAGCGCGCAGCGAAGCGGAGACAGCCAAGGCGGCCGCGCAAGAAGCGCAAAGCCAAGCUGAGGCAGCCAAGGCGGCCGCACCUGCGUCUUCCGACACACUCACGGAGCAACUCGCCUCGUUGCAGACAGAAAACGAGGAUCUCCUUGUUCUCUUGGAUGAUAUCAUGGAGAAGCGCAAGCAGGAGAAGGCAAGAAUGCGCGAGGCCGGCUGGGAUGUGAGCGACGACGAAAGCGAGGGCGAGGGCGAGGGCGACGAGUAA
Molecule: messenger RNA, 3024 nt
Organism: Malassezia sympodialis ATCC 42132
Lineage: Eukaryota; Fungi; Basidiomycota; Malasseziomycetes; Malasseziales; Malasseziaceae
Biological process (GO): intracellular protein transport; vesicle fusion with Golgi apparatus; endoplasmic reticulum to Golgi vesicle-mediated transport
Cellular component (GO): endoplasmic reticulum; Golgi stack; cytoplasm
Source: RefSeq, a predicted model, not a curated record